This is a messenger RNA of Cylas formicarius (sweet potato weevil), 1896 nucleotides long. RefSeq lists its product as uncharacterized. Gene Ontology annotation, biological process: proteolysis; peptide catabolic process. Gene Ontology annotation, molecular function: zinc ion binding; peptide binding; metalloaminopeptidase activity. The record is from RefSeq and is a predicted model, not a curated record. The transcript is spliced from 9 exons. Gene Ontology annotation, cellular component: cytoplasm. The coding region runs from base 1 to 1896 and encodes 631 amino acids. Lineage: Eukaryota; Metazoa; Arthropoda; Insecta; Coleoptera; Brentidae.
AUGCAUCUGCACUUUUGGCGCCGCUGGCACGUAGAAUACCUGCACUCGCUACAACAGAGGGAGAAGUGGAACACCCCCGACAACCCCCCCGAAGUUUCUCAAACCCGCGUAACCCAUGUGACGGCUUGUGCGCAACCGCACAGGAAAAGGAGGAAGUUUUUUGACAUUGAGAUUCAAAAAGACACUUCCGCAUGUUACGGCGCCAGAAACAGAGCCGAUUCCGCAAGUCCGCGAGUUUUAAGCGCGAGUGCAAUAAACGGGGCCCCGUCCGGAACCGACGACACGAUAGCCUGCGAUUGUGGCAACAUGAACUUUUACGCGUACGUUGUUUUCUUAGCACUCCUUUGGAAAAAAUCGAUAUCAGUUAACAUCCAGAGCCAGUCUUACGAUGUUAACAUAGCACUCGGAAAGCAUUUGUUCGAGCCGCUGAUUGGCAAUAAAGCUCCGUAUAAUGGUAGCGUCACGAUCAUUUUUACAGUUAUUAAGAACGUUACUUUGGUAAAACUGAAAUCCUAUGCCGAUCUAGUCACAAUAAAAAAUAUCACUAUCGACGGGACAUUACUUGACGAGUCUCAGUACAUUGUGAAGAUGUCUGGCAAGAGAGUGAUCAUUCGACACGAAUUUCAUAAAAAUACCGAAUAUAACCUUUCAAUAAUAUUCAAUGGUAUAGUAAUGACGGACGACGUCGGUCAUCCGUUCGCCAUUAAACAAUCUUCAUUUGAAGAGGAGGCCCAUCGCACGGUAUAUAUCGUGCAGGCUCCGACUAACGGCAAAUUACACGACACUGCUCUAUCGGAUUGCACUUACCAGAUCAUUUCCCUGUUCACAACCGAAGUAUAUCCUACUCACACUCCUAGCAAUAAAGAUGCAAUAAGGAAUUUUAAAGAGGUGAUCAGUCGGAUUCAGCGGUUUGGCAUCCUCGGUAGCGAAAAUAAAGUCAUCACGGUUUUCAUGUUCGUCCGAACUUCCUACAACGGGCCCACAAGCAACGGGGCCCCCAACAUGGUGAAGAGGAAAUUUUGGUCGACACCUCUGUUGCGAUUCGACUUCUUAGUUUUCAUAGUUUCAAAUAUUUUCGAUUGUGAUGAGGCGGAACCUGUGAACGGAAUCAAUAUCAGAGUGUGUUCGCGCAAGAAGUUGGCAAAUGAUCGAGCCUGGGCAGUGAAGUACAUACCGACCAUUGUUUCGUUGUUUGACAGAUUUAUGAACUAUAGUCUUGCGAUGCAUAACAACGUCAAGAAGCUAGACUUUGUCGCUCUACCUGGUGACCAAAACGAAGCCCUAAGUUACUGGGGUCUGAUGACGUUUGGCGAGGUGGCAUUGCUGAACAAUAUAAUAACAGGCACCAAUAAACAAGAAAGUAUUUCCGUGAUUUCUCAUGAAAUCUGUCACCAGUGGAUGGGAGGGUUGGUAAACUUAUAUCGUCAUAUUUCCGAAGGUUUUUGCUUUUUUAUGGAGUUUUUUAUUCCUUCGCAAAUAGACAGCAUUUCGGAUUGGAAGUACAUAGGUUUCAUGAUGCCUACCAUAUAUUUGGCCUUAAAUGAAGAUUCGGAGGAAGACACUAUGGACUUGGUACAUUUUACGAACAUAAAUUUGAUAUACACAAAAGGUGGUGGCCUAUUUCGCAUGAUACAGCAUGUAAUGGGACAGGACAAUUUUUUCAAAGCAAUCCAGCAAUUCGUGACGAAAUUUGCGUAUCGUUUCGCCGAUGGCAGUGACCUGUGGACAAUAUUCCAAGACAAUGUGGAUAAUGCGGUAUCGAAAAUUCCAGCUGGCGUCGACUUUGCGUCCAUAGUUUCGUCUUGGUUCGGGCAGUCUGGAUAUCCUGUGGUAAAAGCAAAACGCGUCGGCAACGAUUUGGUGAUCUCACAAGUGAGUAUGCUCCUUUAUUCUUAA